ACACGCCUUCACCGCGCCGAGCCCUGAUUCACACACGUUCGUUCACUUGCGCGCUGGUGCUUCGGACUCGUGCACGGUCGGGCAGCAGAUCAUCGGUACCAGCACGAGAUGUCUCCCUCACACGCGUCCAUAUAGCGGCGAAUUCGGUUUUACAGCCCGGGAAUCGCGAAGAAAGGCGACUUCGCACCAUCCGGGAGCUUCAUCUGGCGCGAUUGAAGUCUGCCCAAGCCCGCUCGCUGUAUCGCUCGAAUCAGCGUCUGGAUUCAUGAGAUUUCGGACAUUUUAUUGUUGAAUAUCAGCGAUAAUCAUGGCGAGCGACUCUCCCGCGAGGAGUCUGGAUGAGAUCGACCUGUCUGCUCUGCGGGAUCCUGCGGGCAUUUUUGAGCUGGUGGAGCUUGUGGGAAAUGGGACCUAUGGACAAGUAUAUAAGGGACGUCAUGUCAAGACGGGUCAGCUCGCUGCUAUCAAGGUCAUGGAUGUCACAGGGGAUGAGGAGGAGGAGAUCAAAGCUGAGAUCAACAUGCUGAAAAAAUACUCCCACCAUCGAAACAUCGCCACCUACUAUGGUGCCUUCAUCAAGAAGAACCCACCUGGCAUGGAUGACCAGCUCUGGUUGGUGAUGGAGUUUUGUGGCGCUGGUUCAGUCACAGACCUGAUAAAAAACACCAAAGGGAAUUCACUGAAGGAGGAGUGGACAGCCUACAUCUGCAGAGAGAUCCUCAGGGGUCUGACCCACUUGCAUCAACAUAAGGUCAUCCAUCGGGAUAUCAAAGGGCAGAACGUUUUGCUUACAGAAAAUGCGGAAGUCAAACUGGUUGAUUUCGGUGUGAGUGCACAGUUGGACCGCACCGUCGGAAGGAGGAACACUUUUAUUGGCACGCCAUAUUGGAUGGCUCCGGAGGUCAUAGCCUGUGAUGAGAACCCAGACGCCACAUAUGACUUCAAGAGUGAUCUGUGGUCGCUGGGAAUUACGGCUAUCGAAAUGGCUGAAGGGGCUCCUCCACUCUGUGAUAUGCAUCCCAUGCGCGCGCUCUUCCUCAUACCCAGAAACCCAGCACCCCGUCUCAAGUCCAAGAAAUGGUCUAAAAAGUUCCAAUCGUUUAUUGAGAGCUGUUUAGUGAAGAAUCACAAUCAGAGACCCAGUACUGAACAACUCAUAAAACACCCCUUCAUCAAAGACCUGCCGAAUGAGAGACAGGUCCGAAUUCAGCUCAAAGACCACAUUGACCGGACUAAAAAGAAGAGAGGAGAGAGGGACGAGACCGAAUAUGAGUACAGUGGCAGCGAAGAGGAGGAAGAGGAGCGAGAUAUAGGAGAGCCGAGCUCCAUCAUAAACAUCCCCGGUGAGUCGACUCUGAGGCGGGACUUCCUGCGUCUACAGCUGGCCAAUAAGGAGCGUUCUGAAGCCCUGAGGAGACAACAGCUGGAGCAGCAGCAGAACGAGGAGCACAAGCGCCAACUACUGGCUGAGAGGCAGAAGCGCAUUGAGGAGCAGAAGGAGCAAAGGAGGAGACUAGAGGAGCAACAGCGACGGGAGAGAGAGCUUCGCAAACAACAGGAGAGAGAGCAGAGGAGGCGCUAUGAGGAGAUGGAGCAGCUGCGGAGAGAGGAGGAGCGGAGGCACGCCGAGAGGGAGCAGGAGUAUAUCCGUCGCCAGUUAGAAGAAGAACAAAGGCAGCUGGAGAUUCUUCAACAGCAGCUUCUGCAAGAACAAGCUCUUCUGCUGGAAUAUAAACGCAAGCAGCUGGAGGAGCAGCGUCAGGCCGAGCGGUUGCAGCGGCAGCUCCAGCAGGAGAGGGCUUACCUGGUCUCACUGCAACAACAGCAGCAGGAGCCACGACCUGCGGACAAAAAACAACUGUAUCACUACAAAGACUCGGUCAACCCAAGUGAUAAGCCGGCCUGGGCCAAAGAGGUGAUGGAGAGAGCUCAGAGUAACUCCCCUCGAAUCCCUCCUAAGAAGCACCAUUCGUUUAACAGUCCAGGAGACAAACGAGUCGGCCAAUUCCUUGCUCAUGACCAGAACCCCUCUAAUCAACCCACGAGACCCCCUUCCUACCCAGCAUCUUCCCAUUCCAGAGAGAUGGAUCUGGCCGAGCCCCAGCUCAGGAUAGUCAGUGGGCCAAACGUUCCUAGAAUCCGAGUGUCUUGUGAACCAGAUCCAUCCCAGCUGGCCAGGAUGGUCCAGCAGCACCUUGAGCAAGAGUCCCGGGGCCACAAUCGCUCCAGCAAAGGGGCUGAAAUUGAUAGAGACUUAUACGUCUCAAAGGUUGAGGAACGAUCCAAGCUGAAUCGCCAGAGCUCUCCGGCUCUCCAGCACAAAGUGGCCAACCGUAUUUCAGACCCCUCCCUCCCUCCCCGUUCAGAGUCCUUCAGCAGUGGAGGAAUACAGCAGGCCCGAACGCCUCCAAUGCAUCGCUCCGUGGAGCCUCAGAUGGCACAUCUAGUUUCAGUGAAGUCCCAUGGCUCCUCCAUGACAGGAUCCCAGUCUCUGCAUGAUCAGUCGUCUCAGGGCGUCUCUGCUUUCCAGGAGGGUCUGUCGCCUCACAGACCCCCGAUGCCUCGGCAGAACUCUGACCCCACAUCAGAGACCCCGGCUCCACCGCCUCGCAUCACCAGCCGAGACGAUCGCGGCUCCUGGCUGAGGCAGGAGGAGGACGUGCCUCCAAAGGUGCCCCAAAGGACCACUUCCAUAUCCCCUGCACUGGUGAGGAAAAAUUCUCCUGGGAAUGGACCAGGCGGAUUGGGUCCAAGAACCGGAGCACAUCUGAUUCGAGCCAGUAACCCAGACCUGCGUAUCCCCGUGGAGCCCUCUCUCCAGAGGACCAGCAGUGGCAGCUCCUCCAGCUCCAGCACACCCAGCUCUCAGGGCGGCUCCAGUGAGAGGAACCGGUUGGGAGGCUCCAAUAAACCUGAGGGAUCACCAGCAGUGUCCCAAGAACCCAAGGCCAAAACCCAAGAGGAGAACAGGGAGGUGACCAGACCCAGCCGACCCGCGAGUUAUAAGAAAGCCGUAGAUGAGGAGGAGCUGGACCUCACUGCUCUGGCCAAAGAACUGCGUGAGCUGCGAACCAAUGAGGACACCAACAGGCCACCGAGGAAAGUGACGGAAUAUUCCUCAUCCAGUGAGGAUUCAGAGAGCAGUGAGGAAGAGGAUGGAGAGGGUGGAGCUCAUGAUGGCACAGUGCCUGUCAGUGAUAUACCACGCAUCAUGCCUUCUGCUGGCCAGGGUGGCACUGACUCAUUGGGCAACCAGGAGGAUUCUCAUUCCAAUGAUUCAUUCGGCAAAAAUUCACAAGACAGUACCCUGAUGAUGCGUGAGACGUUUGGGGAAAGAAAGCUCGGUCAUGCCGAGAGCAAUGGUUUCCCCGGUAGCUCCAAUCUGCCUGAUCUAGUGCAGCAAAGCCACUCGCCCGCCGAGGGCCCUGGGCGGCAGUCUAGUGCGCUGGACCUGGACUCUGUGGCUGAAUUUGGGAUGGGAAAAGCCUCCUUCACUCCUUUUGUGGACCCUCGAGUGUAUCAGACGUCCCCGACAGAAGAUGAUGAGGACAACCCUGCCUCAGCUCUUUUCGCAGAUGAGCUCCUGCGGCAGGAGCAGGAACAGGAACAAGCUCGACUGAACGAAGCUCGGAAGAUAUCUGUUGUUAAUGUCAAUCCCACUAAUAUCCGGCCACACAGCGACACGCCAGAAAUCCGCAAGUACAAGAAGCGCUUCAACUCUGAAAUCCUGUGUGCGGCACUCUGGGGAGUGAACCUCCUGGUAGGAACAGAAAAUGGCCUCAUGUUACUCGAUCGCAGCGGUCAAGGCAAAGUCUACAAUCUGAUCAACCGCAGGCGAUUUCAACAGAUGGAUGUUCUGGAGGGUCUCAAUGUCCUGGUCACCAUUUCAGGCAAGAAGAAUAAACUGAGGGUGUAUUAUCUAUCAUGGCUCAGAAACAGAAUACUUCACAAUGAUCCUGAGGUGGAAAAGAAACAAGGAUGGAUCACUGUUGGUGAUCUGGAGGGUUGCGUUCAUUAUAAAGUCGUCAAAUACGAGAGGAUUAAGUUCUUGGUGAUUGCAUUGAAGAACGCAGUGGAGAUUUACGCCUGGGCUCCCAAACCCUACCACAAAUUCAUGGCUUUCAAGUCUUUCACGGACCUUCAGCACAAGCCUUUGCUGGUGGAUUUGACGGUGGAGGAGGGUCAAAGGUUGAAGGUCAUCUACGGCUCCAGUGUUGGUUUUCAUGUGAUAGAUGUGGACUCUGGGAAUCCGUAUGACAUCUACAUCCCAUCCCACAUUCAGGGCAGUGUUACCCCUCACGCCAUUGUGGUGCUUCCCAAGACCGACGGCAUGGAGAUGCUUCUGUGUUAUGAAGAUGAGGGAGUCUAUGUGAACACAUACGGCAGAAUCACUAAAGACGUGGUGCUCCAGUGGGGAGAGAUGCCCACCUCUGUUGCCUAUAUCCACUCCAACCAGAUCAUGGGCUGGGGAGAGAAAGCCAUUGAGAUCCGCUCCGUGGAAACGGGACACCUCGACGGAGUUUUCAUGCACAAGCGAGCACAGCGACUGAAGUUCCUGUCUGAGAGAAAUGAUAAAGUGUUCUUUGCCUCGGUUCGAUCAGGAGGCAGCAGCCAAGUUUUCUUCAUGACCUUGAACAGAAACUCCAUGAUGAAUUGGUAAUUCAUCUCCACCCUCCCCUGCAUUGUGUCUGUGGACCUUUUCUACUUUAUUGAAAAGUGUGGAAAAAAAGGAAAGACAGAAAAAAUCCAGGUGCACUGGAUAAUCCAUCAGAUGGCAAAAAAAGACCCAAACUUUUGCUGGAAAGAGUCAAAGAAUAACCCCAAAUGAACAACACACGGGGGCGUCAGAGGAAAACAACCGGUUUUUAUGACUCUUUCAUUAACAUACGUGGGGUUCUGAUGUUUUUUUUGUCCUUGCAAAUAUGUAUCUAGAUUCUUCUGGAGGUGAAGACUGGAAAUAAGACAUAAGUGUGGAAACCAAACCCACAGAGUAGAGUGAAUAUUUGUACUGUUAAGACACUUUUUGACACAAUAAUAUCACGGUUGUGCUGAACGUCAGUGAACCUCCCUUUGCGGGAUGAAUCCAUCGAGCCUGGUUUGUGUGAUCGACCCUUUUUCUUUUUUAUGUUUCGACUUGGAAUGCACACGGAUGUUUGUGUCUUGUGGAUAUCGGUCUAACGUGUGAAAUCGAAACUAAUAAUUAAGACUUGCAUUGGAGCAGACACACUUCGGGCUGUCCACAGAAUGCCUUAAAUAUGAAUUCGCAAAGCUGCUCGUUUUAUUUUUUAAGUCCAUUAUAUAUUGACGUUGAUGCAUAUUUCUGGAAGGAACAGAAAAUGCUCAUUAUUUUUGGGACGGAAAUGCCUGCUGAUAUGGACGAAUAAUGGAAAUGAUUCUGAAUAUUCAUACUGUGCAUUCCUAGUUUUAUGCCAAAGCUCUAUAGUAUUCACAUCACAUUUGAAGCCUGUGAUUUGGCACCGUUUUCCUUGAAUGUGCUGCAGAUCCAAACGUUUCUUCCAUUGUCAGUUCAUGGAUAUAAUGCAUAUGUGGGAGAAUUUACUAUAUGGCUCAUCCUAAAAUCAAAAUUAUUCUCGUAUAAUACCCCUCAAUCCUACAUGAUCCCCUUCCCACACAAAAACAGAUGAUUAGCUUACUGUCUGAGCUGCUCUUUUACAUCAAAUAAAUGGUGACCAGAUACUUGUAAGUCUCAAAACAUACCAUUAAAAUAGACUUUAGUUUCUGAAGACAUUUUUUUUCUUAGGAACCGAAAUGCAAGUCUUAAUUCGCCAAAUAAUCCUGCUCUUUUCACAUGUAUUGCUUGAAAAAGAACAGCCUAUACAUUUUAAUGAAAAAUUAACCACUAUUUUUACAGUUUCUUCAAUCACACAAAAAAAAGAUAUUUAGAUGUCUUUUUAAAAGGAAUAGCUUUGAUAAAUCAACAAAAUCCAGCUUGACACUUGGCUUUAGCACCUACUAUAAGGAAAUAAACCAACUGGAUAUUUAGACAUGACAACAAAUUGUCCUCAUGGAGUGUGAAAAAUUUGACCCUUUUAACAUCACAGCGCUACGAAAUGUUCUGAAUAUUUCAACCGAUCGCUAAAUACUACAGAGCUUUGUAUUGAAACAUAAAAAAGUACACUGAGAUUCUGUUGCGAGUUGCUGCGUACUAUGAGUGUGUGUGUGUGAAUAAAUGAUCAAAUGUAAUGAUUUCCACCUACAAUACAAAAAAAAAGGUGUAGAUAUGUUAUCAUUGACAUACCAGCAAUCUCGAAUUGUUUUCAUAUCAGGAGCAGCAAACCUCCACAUGUCAUUAGGAUAUAAGAACGCGCUGCGUUUUUUGUAUUUUUAAGUUUGUUUUCUCAUGACUUUCUGCAAAGUGCAAUAAAGGCCAAGGGAACAGAGCCUGGUGAGUCAGUCGCUCACCCCUCCUCAAGAUUGAUCUAUAUAAUCUCCAACUCUUUCUAGAGGGACUUUCACUACCACCCUCUGUAAAUAUCUAUUUACAUUUUUUUUUUUUUUUGGAAACAAACUUCUGAAUGCCUCUGAAUCAAAUGCAUAGGAACUGUGAGGGUGUGACAGAAAUGCUGUAUAUGGUUCUAUUAGAUCCAAAUCUUUUUUUCCGUAUGAAUCCGUGAACAAAGGGUAGUGUUUUGUGAGUAGAGCUUCCUUUUAGGCUACCUCGUUUCUGUUCACCUGUUCAGAUCGGUUCAGUUUUUCUGUGUGGGUAAUGAUGCCGUAAAUAAGUGACAUGAUUUUAAGGCAAUAUUCAAGAUCGUAGUUCGAAGAGGCAAGUAUUUAUUCUCUGGGAGGAAUUAUGUCUUUUCGAAAUGCAACAGUAGAUCGGUGAAUUUUCAAGUUUAAUAAAUCAUAAUAGGUUUUUUUUUUUUUUGCAAUUGGCGAUGAAUAUGUUGUAAUUAACUCAUGUAAAAGAAAGUUCUGUUGUCGUUACAUGUCGAUUCACAGGUGGUUUGAGUGUAGAGUGCCAGAAAAGCUUUUUUUUUUUUUAAAUAAACAAAAACAAAAAAUCAUGGUGCAAUGUCUCGUGCAACAGCCAAAAUAAGCCUACACUUCAUAUUAGGGGGAUUCUUCAAUUAGGGAAACUUUUUUUGUACCCAAAGGUGAUAUUAAAGGGAUUUUAUAAAUAAAAUGCUUAGUUCAUUUAAAUUGUCUCUUUAAUUUAUUCUCUAAUGAUAUAUUCAGUGCUAUUGUCAUUACCGCAUUGCAAAUGCGCUUAAAUUUUGAAAUGAGUACGAUUUCAUGGCUUUAAAUCAGAUUAUUAGGCAUUUGAAUAUUGAACAAAAUACUGUCAUAUCAUUUUAAUAUUUUUUUAAAGUUAAACCGUUAUCAUAAAUAUUUUAAUUAAUGUGAAAUUUGAAAUUUCAGUAUGCAAAGCAUUAUAAUUUAUUGUUACAAGUUUGUGUCAUUGCCGAAAUUUGAGUUUUACAAAAAUAUGCAUCUCCAAUAGUUCUGUCAUAACCACCAAACCAAGCAUUUAGAUUUUCAUCACAUCAUUUAGUGUCAUUUGCAGAAUUUUUAUUUACGAAAACAAAUCCGCUUUCACAUUAUAAAAAAUGAUGUCAUUACCACCACAACAAGCAUUAUUAUAUCUCUUAAUUUAUGUAGGUUUACUAGAAGUCAUUACAGAAAUUUGAAUUCACAUACAAAUACAAAACAAACAAAACAUACAAAACAAACGACUGUAAUAUGAUUUCAAUAUUUUCUUUAAAGUUAAAACAUUAUCAAAUUUAAAUUAAUGUAAAAUUUUAUCAUUUAUCUGCCAUUUUCAGUAUGCAAAGCAUUCUAAUUUUUUAUUAAAAGUUUGUGUCAUUACCGAAAUUUUAAUUUUACAAAAAUUUGUAUCUUCAAUAGUACAGUCAUUACCACAAUUAGCAUUAGCAUUUGAUUUUUAUUAACAUUAUUUAGUAUCAUUUACACACAUUCAAUUCAGAAAAUAAUAAACAGUGAGUGGUCACACUUUUUUUUCGAAAUCAUAAAUUUUUGAAAAUAAGUACAAUUGUAUGGCUUUACAUCAGAUUAUUAAGGUUUUGAAUCGGACACGUUCAACAAGCGACUGCCAUGUCAUUUCAAUAUUUUCUUUAAAGUUAAACCGUCAUCAUAAGUAUUUUAAUUCAUGUGAAAUUUGGUCAUUAUCUGUCAUUUAAAGCAUUAUAAUUUUAUUGUUACAAGUUUGUGUCAUUACCGAAAUUUUGAUUUUACAAAAAUCUGUAUCUUCAAUAGUACUGUCAUUACCAAAAUACCAAGCAUUUUGAUAUUUAUAUACAUUAUUUAGUGUCAUUUCCAGAAUUGUGAUUCACAAAAAAUUAACCGAGUUUUCAAAUAAAUUUUUCUAAAUCUGCUUAAAUUUUGAAAAUGAAUACAAUUUUAUGGCUUCACAUCACAUUAGUAGGGGUUUGAAUUCAUUUCCGGAGUUUUGAUUAACAAAAUCAAAUUACACAGCCUUCACAAUUUUAAAAAUACUGCCAUUACCACCAUAUCAAGCAUUAUUAUGUCACUAAAUUUAUGUAGAUUUACUAGAAGUCAUUACCGAAAUUUAAAUUCACAUACAAAUAGUUAACAAACAACAGUCCAUACCAAGCAUUUAGAUUUUGAUAUCAGAUUAUUUAGUGUCAUUUCCGGAAUUUUGAUUCUCAAAAAAUAAACGCAGUGAGUGGUCAAACUUUUUUUCAAAAUCUAUUUAAAUUUUUAAAAGGUGUACAAUUUUAUGGCUUAAAAUUAGAUUAUUAGGGGUUUGAAUCAGACAUUCAACAAACAACCAUCAAGUUAUUUCAAUAUAUUUUCUUUAAAGUUAAACCAUUAUCAAAAUUAUUUUAAUUAUUUGAAAUUUGGUAAUUUAUCUGCCAGUUUCAUUAUUCAAAGCAUUAUAAUUUAUUGUAAAAAGUUUGUGUCAUUACUGAAAUUUGAAUUUUACAAAAAUCUGUAUGUUCAAUAGUACUGUCAUUACCACAAUACCAAGCAUUUUGACUUUUAUAUCACACGAUUAAGAGUCAUUUGCAGAAUUUUGAUUCACAAAUACAAAGCUUUCACAUUAUUAAAAAUUCUGUCUUUUCCCCACACCAAGUAUUAUUAUGCCACUACAUUUAUGUAGGUUUAAUAGAAGUCAUUACCGAAAUUUUAUUUCACAUUCAUAAUUUUUAACAAGCACACAACUGUCACAUUAUUUCAAAAUUGUCAUUAACACCAUCAGUGUUGCCAGAUGUAGCUGACUGAUUCCAGCCCAAAGACUUCCAGUGUCCUUGGAAGAUCAAAACCGUUUUAAGCAUUUGUAGGUGAAGAACUGGGGGUAUGUCAUCACUUUGGGAGAUCAUAACAGGUUUAUAAGUGAAAACCGGAGCUGGCGGGCAUGCCAUUACAAAACCGCCCAAAUUUUCAUUACCCGCCUAUGUCAUUUUUUACCUGCACAAUCAAAUUCAAAACCGCCCAAUCUGGAAACCAUAAACACCAAAGCCAUCAGAUUUUAAUUAUUCAUUUCUAAUCAUUUACAUAACAUUUGGGGGAAAAGCAACAAUUUAAGUAUUCAAAAAUGCCUCUAAUUGCAGAAUCACCCAUUAAUAGACUUGAAGUCCAAAUGACAUGGCAUUUUAUUUCCAAAUGUAUAGAAACAUGACACAACAGUCCUUUAUAGACUUUUGUAUAUUUUCAUUACUGUUCUGUAAGGGCAAUAGUGUGAAAUUCACUUGACACGUCUAUUAUCAUUUGAGACUUGUUUUUGUGUGUGUGUGUGUCCAUCAAACUGUGAACUGAGUGGAUGUGUGUGCAGGUUUUCUGAUGGGGUCUUCCCAUUCAUUUUAUCAACACAUGUAAACUGUGAGGUCGUCGAUUUUAUCAUUCCCUCUCUCAUGUGUGAAAAGUCUUACGAUGUGUGCUUGAGCUCAAUUUCUUUAUAAAUAUGGACCGUAAGUACAUCCUUUAUAUUCGGGCUGAGUGAGCUGUUUUGUUUCUGUAUUUCUUAAUUUUUGCGUAUAAUUAAACAGAUUUAUAGCACAACUGAGCUUUCUGGAUACUGGCUGUUAUUUUUAUGGUGUGACUGGACGUAUGUGUGUGUUUAAGUUUUUCAAGCCUGUAAAACAACCACAAUACAGGCAUUUUGACUCUAAUGAGAAGUGGUGACGUUUUUAAGAUCAGAAGCCUUCUGUUAAACAUUCAAAGCUGAGACUGGGCAUUUAUUGAGGCUUUAGUGUUAUAUUAAUAUAUAUGUUAGGCUAUUAAACUAGAGGUUUAUUCCAAAUGGUAACUUUAAAUGUAGCCUGGAUUUUAAGAGAUGGCGAUCCCAUCUAAUCUGUGCCUAGUCCAUAUAGUGAGUGUUCCUUUUUUUAUUACUAACAAUUAUGUGGUGCAUAUCAAACAAACAACAGUCACUAAAAUCCCUUUUGUGCAAUUCAAGCUUCUAAAAAUGAAUCUUUUAAGGUUGUAAUAUGUUUUUACAAUCUAGUUUCACUUGAUACCCUGAUUUGUUUAAUUUAUUGUUUUGUACAGCGCUUAAACGCAGGUAUGGAAGGCAGCAGUUUUAUUAUUGCUGUUUUCAUAUUUCAAGAAGAUGGUUUUCUUUUGCUGUGUUUUGAAAUAGUGCUUUAAGAUAAAAGUGAACUUUGUUGAUUUGUUUUGUUAUAAGUUGUUGGUUUGUUAUUUUAAUGCAGUAUUGUUCUUUGCUCUUUCCUAAUGAAAUAAAUUCAACCCUGAUAA
Danio rerio (zebrafish) is the source of this 10701-nucleotide messenger RNA. The record is from RefSeq and is a predicted model, not a curated record. NCBI's taxonomy places the organism in Eukaryota, Metazoa, Chordata, Actinopteri, Cypriniformes, Danionidae.